Molecule: messenger RNA, 1570 nt
Organism: Paramecium sonneborni
Lineage: Eukaryota; Ciliophora; Oligohymenophorea; Peniculida; Parameciidae
Source: the annotation of a GenBank genome assembly
AUGAAGAACUCUUUAUACUUUGUAUCAUCUGAAAAACAAUCUUUUUGGAAUAAAAAUUUGAAGUCUUUGGUUAAUUAUGAUUUUCAAAAAUUGUCUGAGGAUCAAUAAACAAUAGUUUUAUUUAAACAAGGAUAAUUACUAAAGAGAACAACUCCAAGAAGAUAUAAGAUUUAUGAUUAACAUCUAUUUUAUUUUUAAGUGGUAAGUUUUUAUAUUUUAUUAGUCAUUUAUUAAAGAAUGGUGAGAUUGGAGGCUUUCUAGUUCUUAAAAAUGUAUAUUGUUCAUUUAGAAAUAAAGAAAACUAAUUAAUAAUCAGUUUGUCACAUGAUUAAUCAUAAUUACAGUUAUUUACUACCAAUAGAACAGAAGAAGUAGAAAACUUUAUAAAUGAAUUGAAGUCAAAUUGUAUAUAAGAAUAGAUGUUAAUAAAUUUUUACAAAAUCAAUGAAAAAAUAGGUGAAGGAAUAACAUGUGAGGUAUUUUAAAUAAAUAAUCUUGAAGGUGUUUUUAGGGAGUAAUAUAAAUAAUGAUAAAUUUGCAAUAAAAAAAAUAGCAAAAGCACCGAUUGGACAUAAAAUGAGAGAUAAAUAGGCUAAGAGUUUAGCAGAGGAAAUCUACAUAAUGAGAAGUUUAAAUAAUCAAAAUAUUCCAAAAUUAUAUGAGGUAUUUGAAAAUGAUGGUAUCUUAUUUAUUAUAAAUAAAAAUAAGAUUACAUAGAGUUAGUAAUGACUUAUUAUGAAGGUGGCCAUUUAUAUGAAAAGUUAUAAUAUUUCAGUCUGUCUCAAAGAUAACGAUUAGUUAAAGAUAUUCUAGAAACUAUGAAUUAUGUUCACUCUUAAUAAAUUAUGCAUAGAGAUUUAAAACCAUAAAAUAUUAUGUAUAAAGAUAAGGAUCCAAAAAGUAUAGAUAUAGCAAUUAUUGAUUUUGGAUUUGCAACAAACUAAAAAUAUUAAGAACAUGUGCUUUACAAUUGUGGUACUCAUGGUUAUGCAGCUCCAGAAGUAUAAGAAUAUAAAGAAAAAUAAAAAAUGUAUACAACUUAAUGUGAUGUUUACAGUUUAGGAAUCAUUAUUUAUGAAAUGUAAUUCUAUAUUUAUUAUUUAGAUUCUUUGGAGUCCAUCCAUAUAGAAAUUCUAAUCCUGGAACACUUACUUUUAAUGAUAAAGUUAAAGUUCCAUAAUCAUUAAAAAAUCUUUUAAUUUAAAUGACUAGAAUCUAACCAAAAUAAAGGUUUACUCUGAAAGAAUGUUUAGAUUAAGACUUUUUUAAAGAGAAUUUCGAAUAUUAAUCUUUGGAUGGCUUGUCUAAGUACAGUUUGGUCGAUUCUAUUUAUUUUAAAUCUCUUAAUAUUUCAAGAAAGAAUUCUCUUGAUCACUCUUUAAAAUAAGAAAAAAAUAGUAAAUUUGAAUCAGCUAAAAACAAGACUGUUAAUUCUACUGCUGCAGAAUCUAAAAAUCUAUUAUAAAAGAGUUUAAAUCCAUUUGAUCAAUAAUUCCAAGAUGAUCUCUAAUUUAAUGAGUAUCAUAAUUGUCCUAAUGACUUUAAUAAUCUUCUCCAUAAAAGAAUAUGA